Molecule: messenger RNA, 1408 nt
Organism: Solanum dulcamara
Lineage: Eukaryota; Viridiplantae; Streptophyta; Magnoliopsida; Solanales; Solanaceae
Product: dihydroflavonol 4-reductase
Exons: 6
Coding region: 251-1285 (344 amino acids)
Molecular function (GO): oxidoreductase activity, acting on the CH-OH group of donors, NAD or NADP as acceptor
Source: RefSeq, a predicted model, not a curated record
GAUGGUGAAGUGUUAAUGGGGACUUUCCAAGAGUGGCCAGACAAAUAUUGUUUGUUUAUCUCCUGAAUUAAUAGAAAAGUCAUAUAAAGACAACCAAGGAGGGAAGCACCUAGUUACAAAAAGUUGUCAUCCCCACUUUUGUUUGUUUUUUCACCCAUACUUUAAUGCUACUAGUUAACUACUACUCUCUUGAAAUCAAGCUAAGAAUAAUAGUGUUUGAUGUCAUAUAGUGCAAGAAGUAAUUAGCAUUAUGGAUGAGAAGUUGAAGAGUUAUUGUGUAACAGGAGGGACAGGCUUCAUAGGGUCAUGGCUCAUUAAAUCUCUUCUUCAAAUAGGUUACAAGGUCCAUGCUGCUGUGCGCCAUCCUGAGAAAUCAUCACAUCUAUUGAAGUUGGCUGAGGGCAGUGAUAGGCUAAGAUUGUUCAAAGCUGAUUUAAGAGAAGAAGGGAGCUUUGAUGAAGCAAUGAGAGGUUGCAAUGGCCUAUUCCAUGUUGCUGCAUCCAUGGAAUUCUGGCCACAAACCACAGAAAAUGUUGACAACUAUGUUCAAGAAAAUAUCAUAGAGCCUGCAAUCCAGGGGACCUUGAAUGUUCUCAAAUCUUGCUUAAAAUCCAAAUCUGUGAAAAAAGUUGUUUUCACAUCAUCAAUUAGUACAGUAACUGCCAGAGACAGCUCUGGGAAAUGGAGACCUCUUGUGGAUGAAUCUUGCAAGAUACAUGUCCAACAUGUUAAGCACACAAAACCAAGUGGUUGGGUUUAUGUAUUAGUAAAGGUUUUGACAGAGGAUGCAGCAUUUCAAUUUGCAAAAGAAAAUGGCAUUGAUUUGGUUUCAACAAUAACACCAACUGUAGCUGGUCCAUUCCUUACUCCUACAGUUCCAUCAAGCAUUCGAGUUCUCUUGUCACCAAUAACAGGUGAUCCUAAACUGUUUGCUAUACUCACUUCUGUGAACACAAGAAUGGGAUCAAUAGCAUUAGCUCAUAUUGAGGAUAUGUGUCGCGCCCAUAUAUUUCUCAUGGAGAACGUUAAAGCAGAAGGACGAUAUAUAUGUUGUGGUCAAAGUUGGGCAAUGGCUGAAGUUAUCGAUCACCUUAAAAAAGAGUAUCCUUGCCCCGCUUUAGAGAGGCUAGAUAACGGAGGACAUGAUUCAGUAAUCCCAUCGGAGAUAUCAUCAAAGAAAUUGAAAGUUCUGGGAUUUUCUUUCAAGUAUGAAAUCAACGAUAUCAUACGAGAUACAAUUAGUAAUUGUAUACAUCAUGGCUUAUUACCAUAUAUUCAAAAGUAAGAAUUGUUUUAUUGUAUGAGCAGAGUAUUCAAAUCUUUGAGGUAGAGAUAGAUGGUUUUUUGGUGUGUGAUUGCUAAUUUUGUAGACAAUAGUAAAGGUGCAACUUACUUCUAAUUGGAAUAU